GUUCAGUCGUUCAGUGAGUGUUGCCGUAUACGCAGCUUAAAGUUGAAUUUGGUUGCAAAUUUCAAAGUUAAAAAAAAAAGUUAAUAAUAAAAUUGAUUACACAGAUGUAAUAAUAAAAUUAUUAUAAAUUACAAUUGUACCGAUGUAACACGACAAGUAUAUAAUUUAAACAGAGAGAAAAAUACACAAAAAAUUUUUUUUGGUAUAAAUAGUGAUCGCGAAUUAUAAUACCGAGAAUUACUUAACAAGCAAAUUAGUUGAUUGUUGUAUGAUAUAUAAAUACCAUACGCAGAGAGACUAAUUCAGAAUUUGAGAGACAUUUGCAAUUUGAAUUAAAACAUCGGGUAAAUAACAGAAUAAUAUCGAUACAUAUUUACAUACAUCGAGUAUAUACAUACGUACCAAGAAGAAUAUUUUAUACAAGAGAGACAAGUGAUUGUUGCACAGCAACUCGGUGUAUUUCUACAAGUUUCUAGAAAACACCGACUGAAGAAGAAAAGUGAGUGGUGGAAAAUUCGCAUAAAAUAUUAUUUUUUUUCGUGAAGAGCCGUUUCAACAAAAUUUAUUCAUAUGAUAUCUGCUUGGAUAAAUCCCUAUAAUGAAAAGAGUGGGACCCUAGAUUCAUCCCAUUCGAGGCAAUCCUCAGACAUGGAAAAUUUUCAAGUUGACGAUGGUUUUCAUUCCGAUGGUGGAUCGGUCACACCACCACCUAGUCCCGGUUCCAGCAGUUCCAGUAGUACGACUUGCAGUAGCUCCAGCAGCUCAAUAUCAUCAACAUCCGAUCAUGGUUCACUGGAAAGUGUCGACACCGGCACCCAAAGACUGGCCGUUUUGUCGUUCGAACAGUGUCGUAAGCUAAGUGAAGUUAUGAGUGAAACAGUAUCAAUACACGGACGUGGUAAUUUUCCCACUCUGGAAGUGAAGCUCAAAGAUUUGGUGACGUUAGUUAGAAAGAAAUUAGAAUUAGAUGUUGCAUCGGGCGGCGCUGGAAUGACUGUGAAAGAUAUUCGAUUGAAUGGCGGCUUAGCUAGUCACGUAUUAGGCAGUGAGCCACAAUCGUACAACGACUUAGAUUUAAUAUUUGGUGUUGAGUUCAGCACAAGCCGACAUUACGAUCGAGUCAAAUCAGCCGUGUUGAGCACAUUAUUUGAUCUAUUGCCAGAAGGCGUGUCUCGGCGACGUAUCACUCAAUGUUCCUUAAAAGAGGCUUACGUAGGCAAAAUGGUUAAAGUAAACAAUAACAAUGAUGGAGAUCGAUGGAGUCUGAUUUCACUUGGUAACUCGCCCGGCCACAAAAAUGUUGAACUCAAAUUUGUUGACACAAUGCGACGUCAAUUCGAAUUCAGUGUUGACUCAUUUCAAAUCGUCUUGGACACCCUGUUUUUAUUCUACGACUGCGCCGCUCUACCGAUCACCGAAAACUUUUAUCCAACCGUCGUUGGAGAAUCGGUCUAUGGCGAUUUCCAGGAAGCAUUAUAUCACUUAGAAAAGAAAUUGAUCUCAACCAGGCAACCCGAAGAGAUUCGUGGCGGUGGACUGUUAAAAUAUUGUAAUUUAUUGGUACGAAACUAUCGACCGGUAGACCAUGACCGAAUCAAGUCAUUGGAACGAUAUAUGUGCUCAAGAUUUUUCAUCGAUUUCCCGGAUAUAUCAACGCAAACAGUCAAAUUGGAAGCCUAUUUAAGGAAUCACUUUUGGGGCGCCGACGAAGAACACUUACAAUAUCAGUACCUGAUGCAUUUACAUGAUGUCGUUGAGACUUCAACAGUCUGUUUGAUGGGACACGAACGUCGUUCAUCAUUAUUGCUCAUUCAAACGCUAGCCAUGCAAGUUUACUAUCGCGAACAACAAAAGCAACAACAGUUCCAGCAACAUCAGCAACACCAACACCACCUUCAACAACAACAUCAGUUACAACAGCAACAACAACAACAACAGCAGCAGCAACAACACCAACAGCAGCCACAGCAGUUACAACAAACUCAGCCAAUCUCAAUACAACAACAGCCUGGUCUACUUUAUGCCAAUGGUAUUUACUAUGCACCUGUGAUUCCAGCCACAUACUGUACGUGUAAUUCAACGUGGCUAUCGACAUGAUCAUCAUUAUCACCGUUACCAACCCUCCCUUCCUCUGACGAAUCGUCGGAAAUUUUAUUUAAUUUUUCUAGUUGAUAGUUCAACCAACCAAUAGAAAAUGAUUUUGUUUUUGAAUCGAAACGAAAGGAAAAAAAAUCUUAAAAAGUUAUUUGUUGUUGUAAAAGUUUAAAAAAAUCUUUUUUUUUUAAGACAAAAAAACAUAAUGUGAAUUUAUAAUGUAGUACUUAUGUUAGGGAUGAAAUAUUCGAAAGUUAAUUUAAAUGAAAAGUUUAAAUAAAAAAAAUAAAAAAUUAUUAAAAUAUGAAAAAUAUAAUGGAAGUGAUACAAAUUAAAAAAAAAUGUCUAAGUAAUUUUUGAGGAACAAAAAUUGUUAUAGAAUUACAAAAAUACAAAAAAAAAACAUCAAAAUGGAAAAUUAAUUUAAAAGAGCAAAAAAAAAUGUGAAAAAUAAUUUAUUCGUUAUCGGAUGCCUAACCAAAUGUCGUUUCUAAACAAAAAACAAAAAAAAAAAUAUUUGGCAAUAAAAAGAGUAAAAUGAAUGUUAAACUCUCCGUUUUUUCUUUUUCCUUUUUUUUAAAUGUUUACAACCUUAACUUAUAUUUAAAUGAUUCUUGAAAUUUCCGCAAUUUGUAUGUGUUUAAAUAAAGUUUAAAUAUUCUAAGUUAAUUAAAUGAAAAGAAAUUAUUUUUAAUAAUUAAAGAAAAAUAUGAAGUGAUUUAGUUUAACGAGAUAAAAAAACAACAAGAAAUUAAGUGAAAAAAAACAUAAUUUUAGAUAAUACGUAACUACUAUUACUAAAAAAAACAAAACAACAAAAAAAAACAUAAAAAAACAAAAGCAUAGCACUCUCAAGCAGUGACACAAAAUUUGUUUGUAUCAAAUAGAGGACGGGGAAUUGUUAAAGUUGACGUGUUUGGCAUGAAAAAUAAAAUCAGACAGUCAAAAUUCUCUUGUGUAUUUUCACUAUGAAAAAGAAAUGUCAACUUUAGUCAUUCUACUCCACCAAUUUAUGUAAAUUUUUUGUGCCACUGCUUGACACUGCUAUGAAACAACUUGUGAAGCCAUUUUGUUAAGAGAGAAAAAAGAAGAAGAGAGGCAAUCUAAUGAUUUUCUGUUUUUUUUUUAUAAUUUUAAACAUUAAAAAAAAUUCUCCAACUUUGAGAUUUAAAUGAAUGUAUUUUUGGUGCAAAAUAAAAAUGAAUUGAAAAACCGUGUAUAAUGAGAAAUGAUUAAAUUGCAUUUUUUCCGACCCCCUUUUCCCCCCUGUAAAAAUUUAGAUUUUCAUACAAUUUUAAUGAUGUCAACUCUCUUGUUGGAGUGUGCACACACCGUACAAUAUGAUAAUUAAUUGUCUUAAAGUAUUUUAAAGCUUAAGUCUAAUUACGGAAAAAAAUAUUAAAACAAACAAAAAAAAUCAACAAAAAAAACAACAACAACAAAAUGUAUAAGAAACUGAAACAUUUUUUUUAAGUAAACAAAACAUCAAAAUUAAAAGAGAAAUCAAUUCAUCUAAUUGUGUAAUAUUUCAAUGUUUUUCGAUCCAAUAAAAUUAUUAUCUAUAAAAAAACAAAACAAAAAAAAUAAUUAUCGUAUGAAUAUAUACAAAAAUGGUAAAAAUUCAAUCGAAUCCAGCUUUAUAAUUUUGCUUUCUUUCUUUUCUAAGGACUUAUUGUACAAAAUACAAAAA
Molecule: messenger RNA, 3784 nt
Organism: Bradysia coprophila
Lineage: Eukaryota; Metazoa; Arthropoda; Insecta; Diptera; Sciaridae
Product: terminal nucleotidyltransferase 5C
Biological process (GO): mRNA stabilization
Molecular function (GO): RNA binding; poly(A) RNA polymerase activity
Source: RefSeq, a predicted model, not a curated record